This is a messenger RNA of Cyanistes caeruleus (blue tit), 637 nucleotides long. The record is from RefSeq and is a predicted model, not a curated record. NCBI's taxonomy places the organism in Eukaryota, Metazoa, Chordata, Aves, Passeriformes, Paridae.
CGGCGCUGGGGAAUAGGAAGCAGUUCCUGGUUUGGAUCCGAGAGAGCGCACGUAGCAGUAGGAACAGCAGAGCCGCCGCUGAAGCUGGAGCAGCAGCAGGCACCCCAGCUCCGCUCGCUUAGCAGCAUCCAGCGUGGGGAUCAGCGCUCUGCCUGGCUCCCGGACACGGGAUGGACGUUCCUGAGCACUGAGCUCAGCGGCUGUAAAAAGCAAGUAGGAAAAUAUACAUCUGGAUAAAAUUGAACAUGAUCAGAAGAUAGCACCAUACACCAUGAUCAUGGCCCCGCGGAAGAGGAAUCGUCAUGCACUGGGGUUUCUUUGUUGUUUUGGAGGUAGCGACCUCCCUGAAAUCAAUCUCAAGGACAAUAAUCCUCUCCAGUUCCUUGAGUUUUCUGUCCCAAUCCCAUCAGCAGAAGAGCUCAAUGCCAGAUUCACUGAACUUGUGGAUGAAUUGGAUCUUACGGACAAGAACAGAGAGGCUAUGUUUGCACUCCCUCCAGAGAAGAAAUGGCAGAUUUAUUGCAGCAAAAAGAAGGAAAAAGAUUCUCCACAGUAGCAAAAUAGGAUAUGAAAAUUCAGAGGAAAAUUUACAUGAACCAUAGCGUGUAACAGCCAAUAUGCAGAAAAUAAAAGAAUA